Molecule: messenger RNA, 5022 nt
Organism: Amoebophrya sp. A120
Lineage: Eukaryota; Dinophyceae; Syndiniales; Amoebophryaceae
Source: the annotation of a GenBank genome assembly
UGAACAUCAUUUUUUCACAUCUUUCAACAUCUGCAUCCAUGAUUUUACUUCCCCCACCAUACUAUUCAAACCAAAACCUGUUCACAUGAUGCGCGACCAUGGCGGGCGCUCCUUUUGCGACUUGCUUCACUGAAGGACGCUAGCAGAUCGGCAAAAUGAUUGCCAGUAUUGUGAGUAACACCAGCACCACCAAGGUGAUGGCCGAGGAGGGCGAGGACGGGAAAAUGCGGAAGCCGCACUUUAUGCUGUCCGCCCUCGCGGGACGGAAAAGGCGAAAAGGGAACGGCAGGACGAGCAUGGUGGAGUACACCCCGUACCUCCGACAACUGCCGCCUGCGGACUACUCCCGCUUCGACUUUUUGCACCCGGGCAAGAAGGAGCUCGGCCAGAUGUUCCCGAGCCGCGAACGGGAGCUCUCGUUAGCCUUCUUCCGGAACAUGUUCGGCACGUUAGUCCAGCGGUUCGGAGACUCGCACGGCGAGAUCCCGAGUAGCCACUUCGAACGAGCCAUGACACGAGUGUGUCGAUUAAUAGGUGAUAAGGACCGAAAAAUCGAGGCUGCGCGCUACGACGUCGACGGCAGCGGUAUCAUUCUAGUUGAUGCAGCUUUUUCUGACUACAGCGAGACUCAGUCCGUCGCGAAUUUGCAUUUGAAUUUCGGUUCAUCUGAUCGCGCCUGAAGAAUUUUCUGUACGUGUAAUUCUAGUUUGAGUUACCAGCGUGAUCUUCAUCUCUCAAUUUUUUUACCAAAUACAGGCUCCGUCGGUUGGUGGGAAUUCGUCGCUUGCUGGAAGGACAACCGGUUUUUCUACGAAUACUCCACGUGGGAGCGAAUUUCAAUCCUUUUCGAGGAUCCGGGCAGCUCCCGGCUCGCGCGGCAAAUCCAGAUGCUGCUGAUGUGCACAAUUCUGCUCUCCACCGUGCUUUUCAUCAUCGGAACGCUUCCGAGCAUGAAAAUUUGGCCCAGCGACAACUGCCAGUCGCUGUGCGACAAGGACAAGAGGGUGACCCCGUUUACGCCCGAGGCCGUGGGGUGGUGCGAGAAGGAGUGCGAGCCCGUGGCGACCCCGGAGUUCGAGUUGCUCGAGGUGGUCUGCGUGAUGGUCUUCACAUUCGAGUAUGUCACCAGGAUUGUGUCCUGCCACGCCUGCCGACCGGAGCUGAUCCACACCAAUGGAUUACUGGAGCUGGUCUUGAACGAGAACUGCAAGCGGAAAUCCUCCGCGGUCCAGCGCGUCUGGCAGUUCUUCAUCAACCCCCUGAACUUAGUCGAUUUAAUGGCGGUCGCUCCCUUUUACAUCGAGCUGGGACUGGCCUCGCACCUCGAGGGUGGCAGUGGGGUGGACGGGAGCACCGUGCUUCGUGUCAUCCGUCUUACGAGGUUAUUUCGGUUACUGAAGGUCGCGAGGUAUUUUCACACUUUGAACGUCAUCGUCCGGGUGGUGCAGAGGGCGGCGGCCGGACUCGCAGUGUUGCUCUUCGUGUUGAUGCUCUGCGUCAUCUUCUCAGCCUCGGUGCUUUACUUCGCGGAACAAGGUAUUUUUUCUGAAAUUUGGGUUUGUUCAUGUCCUAGUGAUGUCGAUAUAGUAGUCAUCUACUUGUUCGUGUUGAUGAGUUUUUUUUCAGCAUGAUGUCGCAUUAGGAAUUUGAGCUAACGUGCGCUGCUAAUCAAAUUUCGACGUGGCAUGAUCAAAUCUUUACCCCACAGGUGACUGGGACGUCGAGCAGAAUGCUUACACGCGUUACAACUGGGUCCAGAACACAGAAGAACAGACGCCAUUCAAAUCUAUCCCUCAUUCGAUGUGGUGGUCAUUUGUGACCUACACAACAGUGGGGUACGGUGACAUGAUGCCCUACAGCGUUGUUGGUACUGAGUUUUUUUGUGAACAAUUUCGUCCUUUUUAAGUGCUUCUAGUUGAAAUUCUAUGACAGGUACAUAGCGCGAUCGUUAUCCGACUCCGAGCACGAGAAAAAAAAUCUCAUUAAAAAACCCUUUUUCCAGGUCAAACAUUGGCCAUCAUCUCUAUGUUGUGCUCCAUGCUGAGUGUGGGUAUGCCGACUUCCGUCCUUUUGCGCUCCUUCAAUGACGUCUGGGACGAAGCCAUACAGGAGCAGGUAAUGAUUUAAAACAUAACUUUUUUCAUUCUACGACAAAUUUCAUUUGGAAUGCUUUAUGUUUUUGCUUUGGGUUUCGCCAGAUGCAACUCUCUUGUUCCUUCCCCGCGAUUUUUAUACUAAAAGCCAAAAUCACUUUUCGCCACACCUUCGAAACUGACAGGUCGAGCAACGAACGCAAACGGAAGUGGAACGUGAGGCCGUCGAGAAUGUGUUUCUGUACUCGGAACCGUUUAUGCAGAUGAGGAGGGUGCUUAUCGAGGUCUACGACGACACGUUGUCCAGUCAGCAGCACGAUUUCCUGGGGCAGUGCAUGCUGGAGUUCGACACGAUCGGCGUGCCGCAACUGAAGAGCAAGGGUUUGGUGCAGCAGUUUGUCCGCAACUCCAGCGCCGUGCUGGAGGCGUCCGUCCGGUCCGAGUCCGCGAAGAACAAAAACGCGUCAAAAUCGGCGAUAAGCUCGCGCACGGCAACCAAGGAAUCCAGUAACCCCUCGGAUUCCAACGCGGCGAGUGCUGAACAACAACCGCAGGUGGACUACGACCCGUGGACCGCAACUGUGGAGCUCUCAUUAGACGACAACCCGCUGAAGCCCAGGAUAAACACGCUUCCGAUAACGGGCAACAUCACCAUCGAAUUGACCUGGACCCCCGACCCUGACGCCGACAUGGUGGAAGUCGCGGUGUUGAACAUGCAGGGCGACCCCACCAGCCCGGGCGGCAGCGAUUCUUUGACGCACCCGCCGAAAGCGGCGACGUCCUUUGCGGAAAAGGAGCAGGAGGACCAGGCGCAGUUUUUCGAGGAGUUGGUUUUACCCAACAAAGCUUCCUCAGCAGGCGCGGAGAACAAGGAAGGCGACCACGAAGUGGAAGUGCCUUCGCUUCCGUCCAUGUCUUCUGCCAGCUCCGUGGAAGUUUUGCCAGUAGUUGUAGCGAGGAGAGAUGAUCAUGACGGUCGUGCAGCAACUUACCAUUCCAGACGCGACGCCGAAGAGGAACUGUCCAGAACGCUGCACGCGCACUUGCCCGCCCGACCGUAUGAAGGGCGGCACAUGGCGGUUACGGGCGGCGGCGGGAAGAAACCCGAACCAGUCUCGUCGCCCACGGGCCGAAACCCCAGCAGUUUGGUCACCCCCAGCAACGCAGGCAGCAAGAAGUACGAAGACCAAAUGUUGGCAUUAUCCCCCGGAACGUUGUCUGUCCGGGUGCUCGGCGUCACCGGAAUUUCCGCCGUGCGCGAAGCAACCGGAGAGCCUCCGGGCACGCUCACGCUGGACCCCUACGUUACAGUCACCGUCUGGAAUCGACCGCCGAAAAACGUAUGAUUUUUUUCUAUGAUUCUUAGCUUUGGUAGUUGUUGUUUCGAGCCAUUUACUUUGUUGCGAAAACUUUUCGGAAUUUCUUCGUGUCAUUUUUUGUCAACAUUGUGGUCCAUGGGUGUGUUACUGCCUCGCCGGCCAUUUGGCACAACCACAAUAUUGAAGAGCGAUUUCUAUUGCUCUUUUGAUUCACCACAGGACGACGACGACGAGUCGGAGGAUGAAGACCCGAACGCGAGGCUCGUGAGCGCCGAGGACGCCUUUUUGUCGGUGCGCACAAAGCUCGGCGAGGUAGUUACCAGGAAACGCACGCAAACCGCGCCGGAUUCCAUCGUGCCGGAGUUCGACGAGAUCCUCGACUUCAAGUACAGUUGGCUGAGUCAGAAGGAGGAGCGGGAGCAGCGGCGCGAAAGGUCACCGAAAGGAGCAAAGGAAUCUCAGUUGUCACUCAUGCAAGAUUUGACGAGAAAGAUCACCCGAAUGGAGCAACGCCUCGCCGCCAACGACGAGCAUGCGGCGCGUCAGCGACAAGUCUCCAAUGACCACUAAAGUGAGUCAGCCUUGUUGUUUUCCCCAACACACCUUAUAUAUUUAGUAUUUUUUAGAAAUUAGUCACCAUUUUACCUUUACAACCAUAGUUUUUUUGUAUAUCGAAUCAGACAUUGUAUUGCAAAAGUAAACUGCUUAUAAAAAAUCACACAGUUCCAUUUUUCUUAUCUUACUUACGCAUAAAAUAAUCAUCACAAACUACGUUUUUCUUAUCUUACUCACAUCCUUUUAAUCUUGUAUUUUUAGUUUGAAAUAGCAACAUAUCAGUCGCAACCGGUACCGAUUGCGAUGGCACAGCCACAUCAUUUUUCCUCGAGGAAAAAACUCAUAAUUAGCAGUACACAAAAUUAACACUUAACGAAGAUUUUUUUUCUUUUUCAGCCCCGGCACUGCCCCUUUACACGUAAUCGUGCUUACACAGAGGGAUUCGUCGUGGACUAAAACUUUUUAGCCUAUAGAUGUCCGCUCCGUGUAGGUGCCCCCGAAAGAUGUCCCCCCAAAAAAAAUAGCACUUCGGAAGGAUAUAUAACAUUCAUCAGGAGCUCGCACGCCGCGAAGAGAGGCGAAAGGUAGUUAGGCGCGCCUUUCUUCAUGCAUUUCUGCAAUGCGUUGAAUUUGAAUUGCGCGUGACACAAAGAAGGCGGAAGCACAAAAAAUGCAUACGAAUGUCAUGAAGGAAGGGCGCAAACAAAAAGAGGAUGAAGAAAUCAGUGGCAUUUUUCCAAAAGAAGUGAGGAGCUGUUACUGUUAGUGCCAGUUUUUCACUUUGAAGCGUGGUAACAAGUAGUACGAAACCAUUUUUCGUAACGAAUAGCGAGUACAAGGAAGUACGAACACGACACGCUAGUGUAGGAUUUUUCACAUGGAAAAACGCAGCCAUAUCUUCCUAAUCUUUUCUUUCUGGAACGAACGGCGCACAGGUAAAAUAAAUUUAGUAUUUAUGGUACAACGAUUCCGCGCGACGCUAAAAUUAGUCCGACACUGCUACCGCCUGCACUAUUCUUUGAAUGGAUCGCAUCUCCCUUCUUUUUUUCUUUUAU